AUGGUGAGAGGAAAAACCCAGAUGAGGCGCAUAGAGAACGCCACCAGCCGGCAAGUCACCUUCUCAAAGAGGAGAAGUGGUCUUCUAAAGAAGGCCUUUGAGCUUUCAGUUCUUUGUGAUGCUGAGGUUGCGCUCAUAAUAUUCUCUCCAAGGGGAAAGCUCUAUGAAUUUGCAAGUUCGAGCAUGCAGACAACCAUAGAACGUUAUCAGAAGCAUACAAAAGACAACCUUACCAACAACAAAUCCGUUUCCACUGACCAAAAUAUGCAGCACCUGAAGCAAGAAUCAUCUAGCAUGAUGAAGCAGAUAGAGUUUCUUGAAAUAUCAAAACGGAAGCUCUUGGGAGAGGGUCUAGGAUCAUGCAGUAUUGAAGAGCUACAAGAAAUUGAGCAACAGUUGGAGAGGAGCGUGAGCAAUGUUCGAGCAAGAAAGACUCAAGUUUUCAAGGAACAGAUUGAGCAACUGAGAGAAAAGGGGAAAGCCCUAGCAGCUGAAAAUGAAAGACUAAUUGAGAAGUGUGGUAGAAUCCAACCAAGGCAAGCAUCAAAUGAGCAAAGAGAAAACUUAGCCUACACUGAAAGUAGUCCAAGUUCAGAUGUUGAGACUGAAUUGUUCAUUGGACUGCCAGAAAGAAGAAAGCGCUAG
Prunus armeniaca (apricot) is the source of this 645-nucleotide messenger RNA. NCBI's taxonomy places the organism in Eukaryota, Viridiplantae, Streptophyta, Magnoliopsida, Rosales, Rosaceae. The record is from the annotation of a GenBank genome assembly.